AUGACCGCCAACCCCCGAACCAUCCUCAUCACCGGCUGUUCAGCCCAUGGCAUCGGAGCAGCUCUGGCCCUGAACCUCGCCCGACAGGGUCAUUAUAUCUUCGCCACCGCCCGAUCUCCGACAAAAGUCCCAGAGAGCCUAACCUCCCUGGAGAACGUUCAAGUGCUGCCUCUGGACGUUAGAGACCCCUCCACAAUCGCGGACGCCGUGCGCGCAGUCAUUGAGCACGGCCGUGGUCUCGAUGUUUUGGUCAAUAACGCCGGCGCCGGAUAUACCAUGCCUCUACUGGACACGGAUAUGGAUCUUGCUAUGGAUUUGUACGAGGCAAAUGUAUGGGGGCCGCUGCGCUUGAUCAAAGCAUGUGGCGAUCUACUCAUCGCUUCGAAGGGGAGGAUCAUUAAUAUGAGUAGUGUGGGUGCUGUGGUCAAUACUCCCUGGCUUGGCGUCUACUCCUCUUCCAAAGCCGCCAUCACACAGUUAUCCGAAACGCUUCGCCUAGAACUCGCCCCCUGGGGUGUCCGCGUGGUCUGCAUUAUGGCAGGUAGCGUCACCAGCGCGUUUCACGCCAACGAGCCCGAGGUGAUCUUGCCCCCGACUUCGCGGUACGCGGCCAUCAGACAAAUGAUCUCCGAUCGGGCGACCGGACGAGACGACCUCAAGAGAUGCUCGGCUGACGAGUUCGCGGCCUCGAUUGUCGAUGACGUACUGGGCACCGCUGGCGGGGUGGUUUGGAAGGGACCGUACAGUGCUCUCGUUAAGUUUCUGUCUCGGUGGUGUCCUGCGAUUAUUUUGGAUCGCAUGAUGAGCGAUGGACAGGGGUUGGAUGAGCUGGCGAAGCAAGGGGGUAAGUAA
Aspergillus melleus is the source of this 852-nucleotide messenger RNA. RefSeq names its product SDR family oxidoreductase. NCBI's taxonomy places the organism in Eukaryota, Fungi, Ascomycota, Eurotiomycetes, Eurotiales, Aspergillaceae. Bases 1 to 852 code for a protein of 283 amino acids. The transcript has 3 exons. Gene Ontology annotation, cellular component: endoplasmic reticulum; lipid droplet. Gene Ontology annotation, biological process: phosphatidic acid biosynthetic process; triglyceride catabolic process. The record is from RefSeq and is a predicted model, not a curated record. Gene Ontology annotation, molecular function: acylglycerone-phosphate reductase (NADP+) activity; triacylglycerol lipase activity.